UCGCGCGUGCGUGGCUUACUUAUAGCACACACCUAUGCAAACAUUGCAGAAGAACUGAAUGAGCUGCAUUUGCAUGAUUCCUCUAGUGUAAUCUCCUUCUUUCAGCUGGAAAUUAUUUCCAAUGAAGGCUUCAAUCUGUUUGGCUAUGGUGGUAAAAGAAAAAUGAAGUUGGUUACUGGAAAUGGAACAUUCCACAUUGAAAAGGAGGACGCGGCAUUAGUGAAUGGUUCACCUUUCGGGGGUUCUGGUGCCUUGAGCUUUGACAAGGAUAAGGGUAUCGAUAUUGGACAAAACGUCACACUCGGUAAUCAAACAGCUGUGGGUGGUCCCGGACGAGAAUCGAACUUUCUUGCGGAACUGCUGAGCGCAAUCAACCAACUCAUUCCAAAGCCAUCUCGGUGA
Molecule: messenger RNA, 402 nt
Organism: Ostertagia ostertagi
Lineage: Eukaryota; Metazoa; Nematoda; Chromadorea; Rhabditida; Trichostrongylidae
Source: the annotation of a GenBank genome assembly